GUUGCCACGGACGCUUCUUGUUCCCGGAACUAACCAAAAUAACUCAACAAAUCACUGACCGGAUAACGGGAGUGUGUUUAUUUGGUUCACACACUGAUUGUACGUAACCAAAUGUUCAUUUCUACCACUAAGGCUGACGUGGUAGUUUGUUAAUUCACAGGGAUGGACGCGGUUUCAGCCACAAUUAUGGAUUUUUGUCAUUCAACGAUACACUGCAGAAGUUUGUGUGUCAUUCUGUGCAGCUAUAUUUGACUGCUGCGUACAAACACCCACUUAACAAGACUGAGCACGUUGAUGGAUUAACAAGGCAUGGAAUAACAACUAGCCGGCAAAACAGAGCAUCAUGGAAUGGCGGGGGGAUUUCCCCGACGACCACGCCUUUGUGGAGCUGCUGGUUCCAGGGGUUUCCAGUGAUUUGGACUUUGAACAGCUUCUAAAAGACACUGAGGAGAAACUCAAUCUGAAUGCCAGCAGUAUUGAACAACACCUGAAGGAGCUUCAGACCAAAAUGGGGGACCCAAGGAUGGCGGAUCGUCCCCCGAGUCCUACAGAGUGCCUACAAUGGUUCAACCUCCGAGCACAAAACAAGCUAGCUGCCACAGGACACCAGGAACUGCUGGACUUCUUCAAAGCUUUGCAACUGUAUCUGAAAUCAGAUGAGCGGGGGAAAGAAGAAGCUGCUCUCCAGCUCCUGCUCUGCCUGUCUUCCCAGUGUGGCGUCUGCUUUCCUUGCACCCCUACCUCUUCUUCCUCAUCCUGUCCAUAUUCUCAGCUGACAGAUUUCUCCAUCCAUACGGUGAAAGAUAACAAUUCAUUAGAGAUCCAGGAGUUAUGGAAUGCUGUACGUCUCCACCUGCGACGUUACCUGAUGGAUCGACUGUUGUGUCGCAGCCCAGAGUUCUGUGAAUGCAGAAAGAUGUCCUCUUUGACCACCUUUGAAAAGGUCCACUGUCUACAGCAGUUAUUCUUUCUCUACCCAGAGUGUGAAGUUCUCCGAUAUUAUCAGGGUCUAAAACGCCAGCAUGUGUUGAGUGUUCUGCACUCAAGCUUGAACUCCAGCCCCGGUGGUGAGACUGGCUUUGACAGACUGGCGGCAGGGUUCUGCAGUGCGGCCCCACAUCUGAGUCGAGCCCUCACAGAGGAGCUCCAAGUCCUCACAAAAGUAACAGAACCCAAAGCAAUUCUUGGUUUUCUCAAUGUGACUUACCUCAGCACUUUGGCCCAAGAGCUGGCCUCCCAGAUGGAGAAAGAGUGUGAGAUAGCCCAAAGGGAUAACAGCGCACUGAGCAGCAAGAGCAAAAAAUAUUCAGCCAGGUCCAGAGCAAGCGUGGCACCUAUGGAGCUCCCUAUAAAAGCCAGGAGCUUUAGCUUGACCUCUCAUCAGCUUAAAGCCUUAAACCAGCUGGCCUGUGCACUGCUGAAGUUUGAGAGCGACCUACGGGAGCUGGUCACCAACAUGACAUUCAUCGACUGUAUGGGGGACACCCCCCGGGUAAAAGGCAUCUUGAAGAAAAGUAGAGAGGAUUUAAAUGCGACACCAGACGGCAAGAAACCCACCGAGGCACAGACCCUGGAGUUUGACUGGAGUUCAGCAUUUCUCGGGCUGGUCCCUCACAUGGAGCAUUGUGUCAAAGUAGUGCUGGAUGACGCCUGUGCCAAGAGCCUUCAGCAGGAAGAGGCCUUACGCUCCUCUGGACACGCUGCUGUCACCCUGAGCCCCGUCACCGCAGACGCUGUCAGAAACCCUCAUCUGAAGGAAGACUCUUUCUACAAUCACUCAGAGAGAGAAACUCCAAAAAUGAUAGUCAAGUUCUGUGCAGCGAUCCUGACGGAGCUUGAUGCCUUACUGCCGCUGGCAGCAGCCUGCAGGGACACGUCUCUCCUGGAGGUUCAGUCGAGCUUUGUGGAAGCAUGUGGCAGGGCAGCGUUUGCCAUGUUGGGGCGAUUGCAGGAGAGGGCCCUUGAAGUGCCAUCUUCGGCACCCCUGACCAACUUGCCUGCUCUGUUGGCCACCUGCAUUUAUGUUCACCAGCGACUAGAGCAUUACAGUGCCAGGCUGAAGGACUCAAACUCUACAGCAACCAAAAUACCCUUGACUUUACUUCCUAUCCAAAAGUUUCAAGACACAAUAGAGGGUUUGAGAGAUCAGCUGACCAGCUACUGCAUUCAAGUUUGCUUGACCAGCAUUUUUCAUGACCCAGAGAGUCACGACUGGGCGGACCCCAAACCUUUCUAUGAGGGGGAGCGGUGUUCCUUUUCGCUGCAGAUGUGGUUCUACUUCCUGUGUGGGCUUCGCAGCGACCUGUGGAUGGUCCUUCCAGCUGAGUUGGCUAAGGAUGUGCUUGGACAAGUGCUAAUGGAAACUUUACAGCUCUUAGUUAAAAGAUAUGCCAGAGUCCGUGCUUCCUACAAGAGACACCUUCAAAUCAGAUGCGACAUCGCAGCAGUGCUGCUGUAUGUGGAGAACCUUAUGUGGAGUCUAUGUGAGGGUCCUGAUGCUUUGGUCUGGCGUAACCCUUCCUCAGAAAAUAACAGAACAGCAAGUGGUUGUGACUGGUUAUACCAAAUCCACAGUCUGUGUAACCAACUUCUGACCAUCCUCACCAUUGUCACAGCACCAUUGUCUUUGCUGUUCAGGACAUUUAUAACUGAGGCUUCAAAGGAGACCAUUUUGCGCCAACCCAACAUGCAUGGUGUACACUGGCUACACACCAUCAACCCUGACCUAUUUACAGAACAGGUCAUACGAGAUGGCCUUAUGGGCCAGACAGCUUUGGCGUGUCAGCUGAGGCUACUGACCUCUGACCCAGGACACAACCCCAAGUUGCUGCUGCGGAUGCUUUUGCACGGAGACUGCCACCUGCCCAAAAUACUCCUGGAAAAUUCUUAUUUCUGCGAGGAGAAUCAUUUACAGGCGACCACAGAAAACCACAAGGCAGGAGAUGACUUCAUAAUGGCUUUAUUUCAACUUUUGUCGUGCCUGAACACCGUUCCUAGAGCACUGACUCAGGCUCUUGAGCCAUACCUUGAGAAGGCUCACGUAUGGGAACAUCUGUACUCAGUAGCAGACAAAACACGGACAGUACCUGUGGUGAUCAGCUGUCUCCGGGCAAUCGUGGCAAAUUCAAUCAAAGGCAUCUCUGCACAUCUGGUGUCCAUGGUGCUGGCAUGGCAGACCACUGAGGGGUCUCGAGGAUCCCUUUUAAAGCAGAAAUUUCCAGAAAGCGUGCUGGCGAAAAUACCAAAGGAGUGGAACUAUACAACACUUGAUAUCAAAGAAAAGGACUCUGUCAAUCAGACUGUCAUAUCCAUAGCGAUUCAAGCUCUAUCCUUCAUUUUCACCAACUUGCCUUUGGCGGUAGCCUCCUUGCCUCUUUCCAUCCGCUUCCUCUUUCAAGUGGCAGAGAAACACCUGUCCCAGCAUGCCCGGCAGCUGCGCUCAGUGGGGUUGUUGCUCUGGGCUCUACUCGGCUGCUUGAUCCAGGACCUGGACGCACCAGACACAUCAGAGCAGCUAAGUGGUUUGGGUCUAAACACCGAGGCAAAAGACUGCCUUUCCCUGCUGGCCGAGUGUCUCCAGGCUGUCAUGAGCAUUCAGCAAAAGGGCGUUCCCAAACCUUCAGUGCACAAAGUUCUGCAGGCUCUAGAAGAUAGAAGACCCAAGUGGAUCAAUAUGCAGCUGCAGAAGGCCCGCAAACUCUGCACAGGCAGCGUAUUUGAGCAAGAAGCAGAGAGAGGAGUUGCCUCGGCUGAACUGACUGAGCAGAAAAUAGGCCUGAUGCUGCUGGAGGUCUGCCACAAAGCAGGUGGCAGCAACUACCUGAGGCAGAUCUAUCACAUCAUCCAAGGCAAUGAGGAACUGCUGAUGUUCAAACUGGGUGCUGCCACAGAUUUUCCAGAUGACCUUGACCUCAGGGUGAACUUUGACCCAAAGCCUCCUAUAGGUGCUCCCGGUUUCAACCCUCUACUUCAGUUUGACCACAUUGGAGAGAAGAAGUUUGAUCAGAGUGCUGUGGUUGACUGGGCUUGGGACUGGCCGAAGCUGCUGCCAGCCUAUGAGGGCAUGAGUCAGGUCACCUUCAGGAGUCUUCUGGCUAACAGGUGGGAUUUACAGGAGGGUGCAGAACUGGAAGACGAAGAGAAAGCGAUGGUAGAAGAACUUCAGAAAACCUUUCUUGUUUGCUCCUGCAGCGUGGGACCACAGGGCUCUCCUGGAUUUGAUGAGACACCAGCAAAGCAGACCCAAGGGGAAACACAUCCACCCGAUAAAAGCGCUGCCCAAUAACAGUCCACACAGUUGGUAUUUUUAUCAUGUUGUAAAUGUCUUCUUUUAAUACCGUACACACUUGGAACUCUCAAGGUAGCAAUGUGUCCCUGUGUGUGUGUGCUUUUGCACGUUUGCUGUUGUAAUUUGGUUUUCACAUGUACCCUGCGCUGGAAAUUUGCAUAUGUAUCUGCAUAGCGACAUAAGAGAGGGGACAAAAAAACAAAAAUGUGUGAAAGCUGGUGGCUUUUUCUUUUUGCACACACCUCAGACAAACUCUCUGUGCUGUUCAAUGCUGCAUCAGAUGUGUUUUAUCUUUUUGAAACACAUCUGCAGAAAUCAGUUCUGGGAUAUGGGGGAGCCUGGAUUUGUUUGCCUGGGACAAGAUGGAGCUGUGUGAUCAUUGUAGGCAGUUGAAGUUUUCUUUUUUUUUUUUUUUUGAGUCAGUGAGGGUAAAGAUAUUGAUGUCAGCAUACUCUCUCUUGGUUACUGAAAGAAAACAUCAAACAUCAUAUUUUGGAAGCACAGUGAUAUCCGUUUUGGUUGUGAUGUGUCUCAAAAAUUUGCCUCACUGCGAAAUAUCUGUCAGUAUUUUUCUGCAAACUGCAGUAAUGUGUAAAAAAAAUUGUAGCAUUUUUAUAAAUGAGUUUAUACUUUUACUAUUUUUAAGAAAUACUAAGAAUGCAAUAUUUUAAAACCAAACAGGAAAAAAGUUGAAUUUCUUCCUACCUCAUCCUGGACAUUUCAUAUACUCUGCAAAUGCAAAAAAUGUAGAACCCUAAACAUCUUUAUGGACUAAUGUUGCAUUAUGUGUUUCCCCUACUUUCUCCUAAGUAUAAAUAUGGAUUUAACAAGUUUAAUCAUUACUUUGUUCCUACACAUGAAUGCAGCUCACAAAAUCUGCUAAACAACGCAAAUCCUUUAAGAGAUAAAAGAAAGAAGAGAAAAUGUUUUUCUGCUUAACUAGAUUUUCAAUGCAAAUGUAGAAAGAUUAAAAUCACCAAACUACUUAACGAAGACAAAAGACGGCAAGUGAAUUCUGCUUUUGUCAUUGGUAAAACAGUGAAAUAGCAACAAAGCAGUAUUAGUCUUCUUACUGUAUCAAAUGCAACAAUGCAACCAUUUAACUGUGCAAUUGCAUAAACAAAGUAUUUGGCUCCCCAAACUGUGCUUUUAUGAUAACUGGGUCCUACAAAGAAAGAGCUUGAUCCCUUUUACUAUUCCUCUCUACCUCUUAUAGUAAGCAUUACACAUCCAUUUGUGCUCCUAAUGUAUGCAGGUGAUAGGCUAAGAAGACAACUGUCAGUAAAGCUUAGUGAUUCAACAAGAAAGCAUAUUCUAUUAGAGACUUUCAGUAGCGGAUUGUCAGGCUACAUAAUCAUUUAGCAGUUGAAGCUUUGUAAGGGCAUCAUUCGCAUAUUUCACAGGGAAACUAUUUUCCAGUUUUGCUGCUGACGCUUCGGUUGGUGCAAUACCUGGAGAUGAAACCGGGUUGGUUUGUUGCUUUCAAUUCCCGUGUGAAGGAAAACAUAACUGAAACAUAAAUAACAUCCUUUCUUGAAUUUUUUUUUCAAUAAGUAAUCAUCAAGAAAAAUGUAAUGAACAUCUGAAACAGUAAAAAUAUAAUAAAAAAUUCAGAAAUAUUCGAAGCAUUUAAAACCUUUCUGCCAUACUUUGUCUAUUUCAAAUUCACUACAGUUUGCAGACAUCUUGUUUGCUAAAAAAAAAAAGCAAUUGAGCUGAUUUCAAGACACUUUUAUUCAACUUUUUUAUUACUCCAGUAACUGCAUUCUAGUUCAGUGAAAGCCAGCCAAAACUCUUGAUAUUUUAUCUAAAAACUGCUCUCCAGUCGUUCCGAAUGUGAUUGGCAAGGUGAUGAAAACUGAGUCUUGACAGUUGUUGUUUUUUUUUUAACAGCAAUAUUUUAAAUCCUUUUUCAUGAAUGGUUUGUCAUUUUAUUUAUGAAAUACUCAGACACUCAUACAGAUGCAAACUUUGUAACAGUUAAUAAAACAAGUUAUACUUUUCUACAUGUUUUUCUUUGAUUUUGAAGAUCCUUUGUUGAUGUUUUUUUCAUAUCUAAAUAAUAAAUGAGAUAUUUUCUUCAAUU
Molecule: messenger RNA, 6374 nt
Organism: Oryzias melastigma (Indian medaka)
Lineage: Eukaryota; Metazoa; Chordata; Actinopteri; Beloniformes; Adrianichthyidae
Product: KIAA0825 ortholog
Exons: 23
Coding region: 344-4285 (1313 amino acids)
Source: RefSeq, a predicted model, not a curated record